AUGGCUACUUCAACAAUUGAUCCAUCAGUACAAAAGCAAUUAGUUGUUCCUGGUAAAAUCUUAACAGAUGAUACAUCAAAUUUUAUGCGAGGUCAUGGAACAUAUUUGGAUUCAACAAAAGCUCAUUUGAAAGCAUCGGUUGCUGGUGUUGUUAAUAAAGUUGAUCGAUUGUUAUGUGUUGAACCUGUUGAAAAUGCACGGUAUUUAGGUGAAGUUGGACAUGUUGUUAUUGGACGUGUACUUAAAGUUGAUCAAAGUCGCUGGGUUGUUGAUAUACAAUCACGUCUAGAUUCUUAUUUACCAUUAGCUUCAGUUAAUUUACCGGGUGGAGAAAAUCGACGACGAAUGGAAGAUGAUGAAAGAAAUAUGCGACAGUAUUUAAAAGAAGGUGAUUUAUUUUCUGCUGAAAUUCAACAAAUCUAUCAAGAUGGUACAUUAGCACUUCAAACUCGUAAUUUACGAUAUGGAAAAUUAGGUGAAGGAAUAUUAGUACAUGUUCGUUCAUCACUUGUUAAACGUACUAAAAAUCAUUUUCAUAGUUUACCAUGUGGUGCAUCUGUUAUACGUGGUUGUAAUGGUGCUAUAUGGAUAUGCCCACCAAUAUCAACAUCAUCUGAUAAUAAUAUGGUUGAUACAGGUGGUUAUGUUAAAAAUAUUGAAUCUGUUAGUCUUGAUGUUCGAAAAACAAUUGUACGUUUAAGUAAUUGUAUUCAAAUUCUUAAUCAUCUUGGUUUACCAAUAUAUGAUACAAGUAUAAUGGAAAUAUUUGAUAUAUCACAAAAUUAUGAAAUUGAUGAAUUAAUACAACCAAAAAUCAUACAAACACUUUCGAAACAUUUACAACAACAAAAAGAUAUUAUUAAUGGAGGAAUAGGAGGAGGAAAUGGACUAGAUUCUCAUUCUCAUGAUAUGCAAGAAGAAUAA
Messenger RNA from Rotaria sp. Silwood2, 924 nucleotides. NCBI's taxonomy places the organism in Eukaryota, Metazoa, Rotifera, Eurotatoria, Philodinida, Philodinidae. The record is from the annotation of a GenBank genome assembly.